Salvelinus fontinalis (brook trout) is the source of this 1680-nucleotide messenger RNA. It is a transcript of the gene nat9, whose product is annotated as N-acetyltransferase 9 (GCN5-related, putative). The transcript is spliced from 7 exons. The coding region runs from base 140 to 829 and encodes 229 amino acids. The record is from RefSeq and is a predicted model, not a curated record. Gene Ontology annotation, biological process: protein acetylation. Gene Ontology annotation, molecular function: N-acetyltransferase activity. Lineage: Eukaryota; Metazoa; Chordata; Actinopteri; Salmoniformes; Salmonidae.
UUUUUCAGAGGUAAGUAGCCAGUUAGUUAGCUAGGAAAACUGACAACUGUAACGUUAGCUACUAAAACAUGACAACAUGGCACAGAUUUCGUUAUGGAAAGUCUCUAAUGAAAGAUCUCAUCACCUGCAUAUCUAACAAAUGCCAAUGAGAUUACGUCUAGUUAGCUAUCAGGUAACACUCAUCAUGAGAAUAAACGAAGAUACCUUACUGGAGGGGAAAAGCGUCGUACUGGUGCCUUACAACGCAGAUCAUGUACCCAGGUACCACCAGUGGAUGGGCUGUCCUGAGCUGCAGCAGCUGACUGCAUCUGAGCCGCUGACUUUGGAGCAGGAGUAUGACAUGCAGAGGAGCUGGAGGGAGGAUGAUGACAAGUGCACCUUCAUCAUCCUGGAUAAACAACGGUGGGCGGACCCUGCCGUACAGGAAGAGCAGUGCAUGGUGGGAGAUGUCAACAUCUUCCUGACGGACCCCAGUGACUCCUCCCUCGCUGAGCUGGAGAUCAUGAUCGCAGAGCCCAGUUACAGAGGAAAAGGCCUGGGAAAAGAGGUCACACGGAUGAUGAUCUGCUACGGGGUGACCAAACUUGGGAUCCGGAAGUUUGAGGCGAAGAUCGGUCUGGACAACAAAGUCAGCAUUGCCAUGUUCAAAAGGUUCCACUUCCACGAGCUGUCAGUGAGCGAGGUGUUCCGGGAGGUCACCCUGGGCAUGACGGUGGACCAGGCGGUGCGGACCCGGCUGCUGGGGGACAUGGCUUUCAUGCAGGAGAGAGAGUACAGGAAGGACCGGGACAGCCGGCAGGAAGUGACGUCGUCACACGCCACCCUGUGAACCACUGCUGCUACAGAUUCGCUACCCUCCUCCUUCCCGACGUGUGCGUUCAUUCACUCCCCCCCCAUUUAGAAAGCAUUGGAUGGGUGUAAUCAUGGGUUAGACUAGAGGGACUUUAACACAUUUUCUACCUCUGUCCAUUCCUUUUAAAUCCAUAGGGGGAAGGGGCAGUGUACAGGUGCACACUUCGAGGAGAAGAAACAGAAUUUGGCUUUGGUAGAAGAUGCACUUAGGCACAGAUCUAGGAUCAGCACCCCCUCACCCAAUCUUAACCAUUAGGGAGGGAAUGUAAGACUGACUCUAGAUCAGCGCUUAGGGGCAACUUCCUCCUGUCAGACAAAGGCAUUCUGGGUACAGUCGAAUACCUGGAAUGGAGAGUUUAAUUGGGCGAAGGACCCCAUGGCCUGUGGCUGCUAUAGGCUACCGUUGAACGGAACUCUGUGUUGUUUAUACAUGGCCGGGGAAAACUCCAGGCCUCAAAUCUAAUAACCAUAAUAAUAGUUAAUGGCUACUCAGUGGGUCUACAAAGGAUUCCCUGAACUCUAUUCACGCUUGCUAUCUAGACUCCACACAGCACAGUAGAUUUUCUGAUGGUGAUACGCCCUGUCAGAAACACUGUUCAUAGAAGUACAGUUUUCACCCAUAUAAUGGGACAAAGUUAUUUGUAUUGUGCUUGGAUGAUAAUGUAUUGUAGAGCUUGUAGUCAGUAGUCGUCUACCUAUUCCAAUCGUGUCAAGUGUCUUACGUCUUUUAUUUUUACAGAAACUUAUAUUUGCCAUCCAAGGUUGUUUGUCAGUGUUUUGUAACUCUACAAAUGUACUAUGUAGAUAUUAAAAUUGCCAAAGUGGUAA